CAAUGUUAAGUUUUACAUUGUUUACUAGUAUAGGUCGUUUCACAUAUUUAGAAAAAUUUCUAGUUUGCCGGUUUAGUGAAAUGGAAAUCUAAGGUAAAGGUUUGAAUUGCUUUUGUAUGCAGAAAUCGUUUACAAAUGGUGAUGUGAAGGAACUUUAAAACCAAAAGCAAAUACUAAUACAAUUAUUCACAGGUAUUCCCAGAAAGUUUUGCCUCACAUAGACAUUCGUGUCGCAUUAAUUUGAUUUUGACGCAACUCUUUUGAUUAUUUUUAUAAUUUUCAAAACAAAAAGGUGAAACGGAGUUGGCAUUGCUGAACGGCGACAUACAUAUUUAUAAAAUUUAUCGAAAAUGGAUACAGCAAUUAAAAUUGAGGAUUCCAACUGUAAUGUUCAUCAGUCGUCUGCAUUUAAUAAUAGUUCUUCGAUUUCUGCUAUUUUACAAAUGUGUCAAUCAAGUUGUAAUGAUUAUGCCGGUAUUCUUCCCGCUCAUCCACAUGACAUUAUUAGCGUAAAUAGUGUUGAACUUAAUGCACAAACAUCGUUAAGUGAUGACUCUGGUGUUCCACUUACUACAAACAGCUCAAUAUCUAGUGGAGAUUCGUAUCGAAUGGGCUUAUGCAGGCAUGAAGUUGAAAUUGUUGAAAGUGAUGGUGAAGUCUCUCAGUUUGAUUCACUUGAUAAUUGCUCCGAAGGGGGAAUGAGCGCGGAAAAUUUCAAUACAUUAAAAAAGGGCCCCUCGGCACCAAUAGACCCCCCCAUAGAAUUUCAAGACUCACCUAAUAUAGCAGUUGGCCGGUCCAUUAAACAGCAACUGAGGCGUUUAUCAUCUUCACAUUCAUCUCUAGAACAAUCAAAAGACUCUGAACGUAAUGAAAGCAAUAUCCGAGUGGACAGAAUUUUUUGUAAAGACACAGAUAUAGAAGUGGCUGCUCAAUAUUUUGAUAGAACACGUAAAGAACUUUACCUCAUGAGGAAACCUAUAUACUCAAGUGACUCAAUUCUUAGCAAUAAUAUGGAAAACGCUUAUGAUGAGCCCAAUAACGCGAUAGGCAAUUAUGGUUUUGACAAUGCUCAAAUGACGGAGCCGCAUACGUUUUCAGUUUCACCACCUUUACCACCAGCAUCACAUACUUCUAUUGAACAAAAAAAAGAUAUAUGUUCAUAUUAUCAAGACCAAACUAAGUACUUUAAGGCAAUAACAUCGGAACAAGAUAGCAUAAUAAGUGCUGCACAUAAGUUCAAUACAUCUGGUCUAUCUGAAAUCCACGAUUAUGAUCUAUACUAUGGAUUAAAGAGAAACACGUUUCAAUGCGAAAACGGCAUACAAAAAAAUGUACUUUACAGUCCUCGAAAUCUUUCAAAUUAUUGUCACGGUCACCACGUUUAUACAG
Messenger RNA from Rhagoletis pomonella (apple maggot), 1392 nucleotides. RefSeq lists its product as uncharacterized. Gene Ontology annotation, molecular function: 1-phosphatidylinositol-3-kinase regulator activity. Gene Ontology annotation, cellular component: phosphatidylinositol 3-kinase complex. Lineage: Eukaryota; Metazoa; Arthropoda; Insecta; Diptera; Tephritidae. Gene Ontology annotation, biological process: intracellular signal transduction; phosphatidylinositol phosphate biosynthetic process. The record is from RefSeq and is a predicted model, not a curated record.